This is a messenger RNA of Balaenoptera ricei (Rice's whale), 1713 nucleotides long. It is a transcript of the gene SERPINE1, whose product is annotated as serpin family E member 1. The coding region runs from base 134 to 1342 and encodes 402 amino acids. Gene Ontology annotation, biological process: negative regulation of plasminogen activation; negative regulation of vascular wound healing; negative regulation of endopeptidase activity. The transcript has 9 exons. The record is from RefSeq and is a predicted model, not a curated record. Gene Ontology annotation, molecular function: serine-type endopeptidase inhibitor activity. Lineage: Eukaryota; Metazoa; Chordata; Mammalia; Artiodactyla; Balaenopteridae.
UGAAGGACCAAGAGCACUGUCCAAAGAGCCACACCCCCUCCCCAGCAGAGGAAUAGCCACCACCAUCAACACCCGAAGCCCCAGCAGCAGCAGGAACGAACUGCCAGUCACAAGGCACCUUGAGAGUUUCAGGAUGCAGAUGUCUCCUGUCUUUGCCUGCCUCGCCCUGGGCCUGGCCCUCAUCUUUGGUGAAGGCUCUGCCUCCUACCAUUACCAGUCUCCGGCGGCCCACCUGGCCACAGACUUUGGAGUGAAAGUGUUUCAGCAGGUGGUGCAGGCCUCCAAGGACCUCAACGUGGUUUUCUCACCCUAUGGAGUAGCCUCAGUCAUGGCCAUGUUACAGCUGACCACAGGAGGAGAAACCCAGCGGCAGAUCCAAGAGGCAAUGCAAUUCAAGACUGAUGAGAAGGGCAUGGCCCCUGCCCUCCGUCGACUCUACAAGGAGCUCAUGGGGCCAUGGAAUAAGGAUGAGAUCAGCACGGCUGAUGCCAUCUUUGUGCAGCGGGAUCUGAAGCUGGUCCAGGGUUUCAUGCCCCACUUCUUCAGGCUGUUCCGGACCACAGUCAAGCAGGUGGACUUCUCAGAGAUAGAGAGAGCCAGGUUCAUCGUCAACGACUGGGUGAAAAGACACACAAAAGGCAUGAUCAGCGACUUACUUGGCGAAGGGGCUGUGGACCAGCUGACACGCUUGGUGCUGGUAAACGCCCUCUACUUCAACGGCCAGUGGAAGAUGCCUUUUCUAGAGUCGAGCACCCACCACCGCCUCUUCCACAAGUCCGAUGGCAGCACUGUCUCUGUGCCCAUGAUGGCUCAGACCAACAAGUUCAACUACACUGAGUUCACCACCCCCGAUGGCCAUUACUACGACAUCCUGGAGUUGCCCUACCACGGGAACACUCUCAGCAUGUUCAUUGCUGCCCCCUAUGAAAAAGAGGUGCCUCUCUCUGCCCUCACCAACAUUCUGGAUGCCCAGCUCAUCAGCCAGUGGAGAGGGAAUAUGACCAGACUGACCCGCCUCCUGGUUCUGCCCAAGUUCUCCCUGGAGAGUGAAGUUGACCUCAGGAGGCCCCUGGAGAACUUGGGAAUGACCGACAUGUUUAGGCCAAACCAGGCGGACUUCUCAAGACUUUCAGAUCAAGAGCUUCUGUACGUGUCACAGGCGCUGCAGAAAGUGAAGAUUGAGGUGAAUGAGAGCGGCACGGUGGCGUCCUCCUCCACAGCCCUUAUAGUCUCAGCCCGAAUGGCCCCCGAGGAGAUCAUCAUGGACAGACCCUUCCUCUUCGUGGUGCGGCACAACCCCACAGGAACUGUCCUUUUCAUGGGCCAAGUGAUGGAACCCUGACCAUGGGAAAUGCAGCCCUCAUCUGGGACGGAACUGGAGAUGUCCAAGAAGAAGAAACUCCGGAGCAAAGAAUUUUUAUUUUAAUUCAUUUUUCUGGAGAAAGAGAAGAUAUUUACCUUUUUUUUUUUUUUUUUUUUUUUAAAUGGUAAAUCUUUCGAAUCUGCCUCUUAGACCUCCAGCUCUCCCAGGAGGGGGAAAGAGGACCUUUGAGUUAAACUCCCCAGUGGAGACCCUGGGAGAGACCUCGGAAGCACAAUGCCCCGAAGGUCUCCCAACAAGACUGCAGAACUCCCAGGAUCAUUUGCGCAGCUGCUUCUGCCCAUCGCUCUGCCCGUUCGGGUCUUCGGACCCGGAUUGCACUGAGGCCCUGG